Vigna angularis (adzuki bean) is the source of this 2684-nucleotide messenger RNA. RefSeq lists its product as uncharacterized. NCBI's taxonomy places the organism in Eukaryota, Viridiplantae, Streptophyta, Magnoliopsida, Fabales, Fabaceae. The coding region runs from base 1 to 2532 and encodes 843 amino acids. The transcript is spliced from 4 exons. The record is from RefSeq and is a predicted model, not a curated record. Gene Ontology annotation, molecular function: zinc ion binding.
AUGCAUAUGGCUAACUUAGCUAGGCUUAAUGGUGAAGUUCACUUAUACGUUGUCCAUGUAGUUUCUGAUCCCGAAGUCAUUCAUAUGCUUGAAGACAUUACUAAUGAUGAAGGAGAAGUUGAAGUUAAUGGUACAGUACAAAAAGAGGUUGAAGAAGAUGGUGAUUCUGUUAAAGGAAAUGGUGAAGGUGAUGGUGACUUACAAGAGGUCAAUGUUUGUGAAGAAGAUGGUGACGGUGUUGAAGUAAAUGGUGUAGUUGAUGGUGACUUACAAGAGGUCAAUGUUUGUGAAGAAGAUGGUGACGGUGUUGAAGUAAAUGAUGUAGUUGAUGGUGACUUACAAGAGGUGAACGAGGGUGAAGAAGAUGGUGGUGCUGUUGAAGUAGAGGUUGAAGGUCAUGGUCACGUACAAGAGUUGCAUGAGGUUGAAGAAGAGCAAGAGUUGAAUGUGUGUGAAGGAGUCGUGGAGGAUGAAGUUUAUCUUUGUAGUUGGAGUACAUCUACUGAAGAAGGUGAUGUACAUGGAAUUAAUGAGUGCUUAGAGGGCCUAGUAGAUGUGAGUGUUGAAUGUGAUAUAGAUGAUGAUGUAGAUUGUAAUGUCGAAGUAGAAGUAGAAGUACAAGUAGAAAGUCUUUAUGAUAGUGAUGAUGACCGUGAUAAUGUCAGUGUUGAAUGUGAUGGUCAUGACGAUAGAGGAUUGUCAGAUUUUGAGUGGAAAUCUGAGGAAUUUUUUAGUGCAACAGAUAGUGAUGAAGAGGUUAAUGACAGUGAAGGUUAUGGGAGGUUUGGUAUUUUUUGUAUGCCAAAAAGUAUGGUAGACUUUACAUGGGAAGUUGGGACUUUUUUUGCAGAAAAGCAAGAUAUUUUAGAUGCUGUAAAAGGGUAUGCCUUGGAAAAUGGGAGGAAUAUAAAGUUUGUAAAAAAUGACAAGAGAAGAUUGAGGAUGAAGUGCUUUGGUGCAAAAGGAGAAUGCCCAUGGACCAUAUACUUUGGUUAUAUGGAGGCUGUAAAAUCAUGGCAGCUGAGAACUAAAAAAGACAUUCAUACAUGCAGCAGGGAGUUCAACCUGAAGUUAGUUGACGCCAAGUGGUUGAGCAAAAAGUUGGUGAAAACAGUUCAGGAAAAUCCUAAGAUGAAGGGUGUUGAUAUUCGUGAAAAAGUUCAAAGGAAGUGGAACAUAGGUAUAUCAAGGUCUAUGGCUUAUAGAGCCAAAGCUAUUGCUUCUAAUGAAAUUGAUGGGUCCUUUAAUGAACAAUAUAAGAGGAUAUAUGAUUAUGCGCAUGAGUUGUUGGAAAGAAAUCCAGGAUCUACAGUUAAGGUCCAUGUUGAGAAUAAUGAGGGUGAGUUAAUUUUCAAGAGAUUUUACUGUUGUCUGAAGGCAUGCAAAGACAGUUUUGUCUGCUGUAGGCCAAUAAUUGGAUUAGAUGGAGCCUUUUUGAAAGGGAAGUAUGGUGGUGAGCUGUUGACGGCUGUUGGGAGGGAUGGAAAUGAUCAAAUGUUGCCCAUUGCAUAUGCGGUGGUAGAAGUCGAAAACAAAGAUUCAUGGAUGUGGUUUUUGGAACUUUUGAUUGAUGAUCUUGGUGGUGGAGAAGUGUGUUCUUCAAUUACUUUUGUCUCCGACCAACAAAAGGGUCUACUACCAGCCAUACAACAGUUACUCCCAGGUGUUGACCAGAGAUUUUGUGUCAGACACUUAUAUUCAAACUUUAGGAAAAAGUUUCCUGGUAAAAAUCUGAAACAGCUGAUGUGGAGGGCAGCUACUGCCACUCAUCCACAAAACUGGGAAAGGGAGAUGAGAAACAUUAAAGAUAUAAAUGAAGACGCAUUCAAGCAUUUGAUUGCCAUCCCUCCAAGAUAUUGGUCAAGGUCCAGAUUCAGUCCAACACCAAAAUGUGACACAUUGGUCAACAAUAUCAGUGAGGCUUUCAACAGUGUCUUGGUUCACACCAGGACUAAACCAAUCAUAACAAUGCUGGAAGAAAUUAGGGUAUACAUAAUGCAAAGAUGGGCAAAAAACAGGUCUAAGAUACAAUCAUUUUCAGGACCAAUUUGUCCAAAGAUCCAGGCCAGAUUUACAAAGGAAUCCCAAGCAACCAAGAAUUGGAUACCUAGGAGAUGGAGCAUCACAGGAAUUCCAUGUUGUCACUCCCUUGCCGCAAUGAAGUUUCUUAAUAUUGAUGGCCAGCAGUUCAUUCCGGCUUGCUUUCUAAAGUCCACCUAUGAAGAAACCUAUGCAUCAAUCGUAUAUCCCAUCAACGGCAACAACAUGUGGGACCUAACACCAUAUUCGGAUGUCAUGCCUCCUAGGAAAAAGGUUAUGCCUGGAAGACCUAAAAGGAAAAGAAGACUGGAGCAGUGGGAGAUCAGAAAGGAUGAUUCACGAGUGAGCAAGGGUGGUUUGCGGAAGAGAUGCGGGAUAUGUAGGGAGGUUGGGCACAACAGGAGUCGUUGCCCGAAAGCAACCGAAGAACCAAUCAUGCCAUCAUCGCAAUUAUCUGAAGUGUGUAUGAAUGAUGAGGAAGCUGAACUAUAGAUGUGUGUAAUAGUCUAAGGAACUUUGGUUAUGUAAUAGUCUAAGGAACAAGGUUAAUUGUUUUACUGCUAUGUAAUUUAAUGAAUGACAAUGAUGCCAACUAUGUAUGGUUUUGGAUGUAUUACAAUGAGCAGGAACUAUUUUGUCAAUGA